AUGAUGCUCCAGUUAGCUGAUAGGACCAUGAGGUACCCAUAUGGCUUCUUAGAGGAUAUCCUAAUGAAAGCCAUAGACUUAGUUAUCCCUGCUAAUUUUUAUGUCUUGGAUAUGCCUAAUGAACAAGGUGGGGAUGGGACCUUAAUUUUGGGUAGGCCCUUUCUAAGAACUGCUAAUACUAACAUUGACAUGCAAAAUGGGUCUAUCACUAUGUCUUUAGAUUACACCCAUCCCACUCCAUCUAAUUCUACUAUCACUAAUAAUACACUUAGGAAGUCUUCUACUAACCCUCUUGAACUCGAGAAAGGCCUUGUUUUUUAUGUUAAUGCAAGUGUUAGUAAAGCUGCAAAGACUUCUAAGAAGAAGAAGUGCUUCAACCUUUUCAGGGAGCUGCGUGCCCUGAAUGUUGUGCAUGGACCAGUUAUAACUCCAGUUGCCCUCCACUCUACCGUCUCUACACCCUCAACUAAGAAAGCUAAUCAAGAGACAGUGGUUACUCCUACGGAUAGCAAGAAAGUGGAUUCUGAGAAAGAGAGUAAAAAGCCUACAUCUCUCAAGCUUUGUUCUAAGGCGAAGAAGAAAAUUAAGACACCCUCUGCCACUUUCCCUCCUCUCUCCAUUGACCACUACACGGUCAUUGAUCUGGUCUAUGAAGACCCUUUCCUAUUAACUCCUGAGGAGGCUGUAAAGAUUAAAUCUGGUGCUGAGGUGUGGGCUAUGCUGUCCACUUAUCAGACGCCUAAAGCUGAGAAAAGGGCCAAAUGGAUUGGACCCUUUGAAGUUCAGUCAACAUGCCAGCAUAGGAAGGUUGUAAUGAGGGAUGCUGAAGGCCAGUUCUUCCAAGUAAAAAAGGAGCGUCUUCGUUUCUUCAAGGAGAGCUAUCAGCCUCCAUGACACCUCAAGCAAUUGGAGAAGGACCUAAGACCCAAAGAUAAAGCAUUGAUGGAGCAAUAAUGUUAUAAGGACCAAAACACGAGUUUGGAGUGUUCUGCCUCCCCAGGUCGCGACAUGGAUUGCUGAGGUCACAACAUGACACUUAUGAAGUUGUGACCUGGUACCCCAAGUCGCGACCUAACACUCCUGAGGUCACGACCAGAAUGUGUUAAUGAAGCUGUGCGUUUUGGAAUAGGUUUCUGAGCUCCUACACUUGAGGGGGGCAGCCACCACAAAAGACACACUCCCAUUCUGUAGAUUUGCAGAGGGUUGAGCCACCAGCAUUUACUCUCAAGUCUUUAUUGAUCCUACACCCAAAACCUCCAUUUUUCUUCACCUCUUCAUCAUUUUCUACAUUUCUGAACCGAUUAAACCACUUCAACCACCUUCUUCUCCAUUUUUCCAACCCCAUUUUUAGUAUCAACCAUGGCUGUUCAUUCCUAAAGUGAUUGCGAUCGGUUUGAAGACAUGAGAGGCUAAACCCUUAGCCUUUUGGUAAUGGAAGACAAAGCUUGAGCUCAAGGACC
This is a messenger RNA of Neltuma alba, 1460 nucleotides long. RefSeq lists its product as uncharacterized. The coding region runs from base 1 to 894 and encodes 297 amino acids. NCBI's taxonomy places the organism in Eukaryota, Viridiplantae, Streptophyta, Magnoliopsida, Fabales, Fabaceae. The transcript has 4 exons. The record is from RefSeq and is a predicted model, not a curated record.